Messenger RNA from Paramuricea clavata, 3748 nucleotides. NCBI's taxonomy places the organism in Eukaryota, Metazoa, Cnidaria, Anthozoa, Malacalcyonacea, Plexauridae. The record is from the annotation of a GenBank genome assembly.
AUGAGAUUAUACUAUUUUGUAUUUCAGAUCGUUCAUGGAGGAAAAACCACACAUGUCUUUGAUGGAAUUGAUCCUGGGAGAAGCAACUGGUUAAGAUACGUAAACUGCGCACGAUGUGAGAGUGAACAAAACCUAAUAGCUUAUCAAUAUGAAGGACAAAUUUAUUACCGAGUAUAUAAAGAAAUAGAGGCUGGUACGGAAUUAUUGGUUUGGUAUGGAGACGAAUAUGGCGAGGAACUGGGCAUUCUGAUGCUACCGCCGAAUCAGGUGAACGUUGAUGGAGGUCAGGUGGCGAUUGGUGAGAAAGGUGAAAAAGGUACGUACAGCAUGGACGGAUUUUGUGGGGGGUGCAGGGGGGUGCUGCCUAUUAUUAACUAUAGCCCACAACAAAGAUGUCCACCCCUCCAAAAAAAUUUUCAACCCCCCCCCCCAAUAUUCGGCAUAAUAAAAAUAAUUAAAUAAUCCACUCCAACGUGCAGAGUGUUGAUGAUACAAAAUAAACGUAGGAGUACACUCAAAUAGAAAGCAAUAUUAUUGGAGCAAUUGUAAAGUUUUGAAACUCUAUUAUCUCCCCUGAAUAGAGUUUGCAGUGCCUUGUCGUGCAAAUAGCUGGCAUGCUUGAAAGGAACGUUUGGAAUUUUUAUGAACAUAUUAUUUUUAGUUUUUAAUUCUUUUAGGAAAUAGUCUUGCCUAGAUUUAAUCUUUACGCCCCAAAUAUUAUUUACAUCGGAGUUGCAUCAUAAAUUGUACUCGGAUUUAAACGACACAAUGUCAAUGACUUUAUAAAGGUAAAAGCAUAUUGUGUAUUGGCCUAUUGGGUUUACACUUUUACGGGUUCAUUUAACUUUAACUCUCUCAAGUCUCAACAGACAAUCGGACAGGCCAAAUCCAUUGAUAUGACAAUUUCAAAAAACGUUUUUUCGAAGCUAGAAAUCAUGAUUUUUUCAAAUUUUUCCAGGGAUACUCUGUUUUCUGCUCUCUAGACUCCACCUCGCGGCUCUAGUGCUCCACCCCUAGAAUAUAGACCUUACUGGGGUUUGGUGGCACUUUGUGUUGCUUCAGCCACCUGCUCGAUCACGGCUCACCCCCCUAAAAUUUUUGGCACCACCCCAGUAAAAAAUAUGAAGAUCCGUCUAUGACGUACAGUAGAAUAGUCUAAAUAUGUGAUAAACAAGUACCCAAAUUUCAAAUCAAGCGUUAAUCUCAACUAAUUUCACUUGACUUCACCAGACUUGACUUGACAUCAACUUGGACUUGACGUAACCCUAAUGUUUUCUACAAUAAUACGAUUUUCCAGGAAGGUACAAGAUAUUCACAAGAGAACGUUUCUCAAAUCACUGCACUCGAUGUUGGACAUUCGAUCCACAAACAUAAAAUCCUGCAAAUAUACAUAAACCGUUACUACAGUCGUGCAAUGAUAGUGGCACUAUUUAAAAAGAAGAUUAGUAGCUUCCUAGGUUUCACUGAGUGGUUUUGAUUUUAAAAUAUUAAACCGAAACUGUUUAUGCAUUUCUUGCAUCCAAUCUCCUUUACCGAGAUUUCGCGCAAAUGUUUGUUUAGCGUAACGCAAAUUGUGAGUCUGUUUAGUUCUGCAAGUAUUAUAUAGAAAAGUCUUUACGUAGUGUGGUUAAGAAUGUAAGGUUCACUGGAAAUAUAUAAAAGUCAUUGAGCUUCACAUAUAUGAAAUCAAAAUUCUACUAUGUCAAUAACAAAUUGGUACAAUAACACGCAGUAGUGUAGUGCAGACCUUAAGUCGUAAUAAGCUUGAAGAACAUAAUAUAUAAUUCAUGUAUGCCAGCGCCAAUAUGCACUUAAUAUGAAUGUCGAGCGGGACUCGGAGUUCUGGUCUGGAUCUAAAUUAAAUGUACUGAUUUUCGUACAAAAUUUGCAUUGCCCCAAAGUUCCUCAUAGACUCGCUAGCCUCCACCAGAUAAUCUUGGGGUCUAAAAUAGAUCAAGGUGUGAUAUUUACACUAGAAACGGAAUGUUCGGUCGGUUCGGAGUUUAUCAUAUAUCGCAUGCAUUUUGGCAAUUGACCGUUUAUCUCAACGCUUCCUCCAACUUCGUCCCAGGAAAACAAAACCAACUCUGGAACUGUGGAGCAAAUAUUGAGUGUAUAUAUUAUGAAGUAUAGUUGAGUAAUCCAGAGUAGAAGAUCAAAAUCAUUGCCACAAAUAUACAGGGUGUAUAAAAAGAAAGCCAAGCCAACUUUUACAGAAUAUCGUGUAAAAUUAUUACGUUUAUAGGUUUUCUGUUUUCGUAUGUACAAAGAUCAGGCUUUUAGCAUUCAAAUCAUACCUUUAAGGAAUGAGAUUAUCUAAAGUGCGAGCUGCGUGUUGCAAGUUGCCAGUUGCAAGUUGCGAGUUACGAGUAUAUUAAUAUUGUUAAUUUCUAAUAAUAUCGGGUUAAUACUAACGUAGCUUUGAAGCACCGAACCAGGUAUUUACACCUAUGGUUUACACUAAAAAAUCAAAUUGAAAACUGUAUGUCAUCCUGGCGGAUGGGAUUUUAGCUUUGUCUCAAUUUAGCGCCAAUUUUCAGCUUUUGAACUUUCAUUGCAUUUGGUUUUAUAAUUACAAACUUAUAAAUAGCAAUCGUUUUGAUGUACUGAUGGUUUUUCCCGUGUUAAAAUAAAUUAAUGCAUGUAUAUGUAUAUGUAUGUAUGUAUAAAUUGAAUUAUUUUAACUUCAGUUGUAUUUCCGAUGAAAAGGACUUGAGUUUAGGGUUCUGAGCGUUCAGUAUAAUUAUAUAAACAAACUGAGUCGGUAUCUGGUUAUACUUACUAAUAAAAUUAAAUAAUUAUUUUAAGAUUAGAAAGCACAAAAUGGUCUGGAUAACUACUAGAUUUAAUUAAACACAGAAACAGCAAAUAUAAACUUACACUUUUAUUUUCAAUAUAAUUAUUUUAAUUCUUGAACAUACGUAUACCGAUGGAUCUAACCGAAAGUAAACAAACAAGUAAAGACCGAUUUUCAUCUCCACCGUAUCGUAGCAUUUUCUUUUGUGUCGAAGUCAUUAGUUCCAGUCUAGUGGUCAGGAAACAAACUGAAUACGCUACGCUUUGCUACGAUACGGUUGAAGUGGAAAACCAGCUUAAACUGUUAAAGUGCACGGAAAACGUGUUUAAACGAAUUUAGUUACAGGGAACUUAUUCUUCGAAGGGUGAUUUCGACCGGUAUUUUUAAUCGGAUCGUACAUGGCUAUUUUGGAUCGCAGUGAUACAAGAAAGGUAUCAUUCGACAGCUAAAAGCCUGGUCUUUAUUUAUAUGAAAAAAGUAAAUGGAUAAACGUGAUAAUGCUCGAUAACAUGCCAAAGUUGGAUCACCUUUCUUUACACACCCUGUAUAGGUUUGUGUUUUCCACAAAACACAAACCAUCAUGCUAAUCUUUAUCAAAAGCUUACUACUGCAUUUGUCUUUUCUCUGUAGAAGGCGGUCACACCUGUAAACAUUGUGGACGAAUGUAUACAUAUGUGAAUUAUCUGGAAGCUCACUUGAAAAGAUGUCCAAUGUUGGUAUCUUACGAAUCCUGGGAGUGUUGUCGUUGCGGGAGAAAAUACAGCAAUAACGAUUACCUUGGUGUGCACCAAAAGGAUUGCGGGAAUGCUGAUAGUCCAAAACGUCGCACGAACAUCAGCGUAAAAGUGAAAGAAUGUCAACAUUGUGGUAAGAUAUUUACGACACAUGUGGAUUUGAGAAGACACGAACGAAUACAUACAGGAGAACGUCCAUAUCAAUGUCAACACUGUG